UCUUCUUGUCUUGCGUUUCCUCACUCUGCUGUCUAGGGUUUAAGGACUUUGGAAUUAGGGUUUAUGCUUCUUCAAUGGCAGGUCCAAGUCUCAUUCACAACCAUUGAUUUCCAAACAAGAAUUUCUACUAGUAUGUGGCGAAACAUUUCAAAAGGAGCAGUGACUUCAAGGAAACUAAUGAAAUCAUUUGGAAAUUCCAUCAUACAGGUAAAUAAUAACACACAUUCAGAUUUGAUUCCGAUUCAUCACAAUGGAAAAUCCUGUUCUCAGUGGUUUAGGUUUAAUAAUGCCUCAUUUAGUUUUUCUGAGAUGUUGAGUCGUCCUAAAGGUUAUGCUAGUGUUGCCAAGGCCAUUCCGAAAAGCGAUACUGAGGAUGAUAUAGAAAUCAAGGAAUUGGUGGGAGAGAAGGGUCGAGAGGGAUCGAAAAUGGUGUCUGGAAUCGGAAAUUAUAAGUAUCGUUUACUUAGACGGAGACAGAUUAAGAUUGAGACGGAAGCGUGGACACAAGCGACGAAUGAGUACAAGGAUCUUCUUGCAGAGAUGUGUCAGCAUAAAUUGGCACCAAAUCUGCCAUACAUGAAGUCAUUGUUUCUUGGUUGGUUUGAGCCGUUUCGUGAUUGCAUUGCUAAUGAACAGGAGUUGUGUAAACAAGAGAACAAAAGGGCUAAUUAUGCGCGUUAUUUUGGUCAGUUGCCGGCUGAUAUGAUGGCGGUUAUUACAAUGCAUAAGUUGAUGGGAUUGAUGAUGACAUCGGAUUAUCAUGGUAGUGCUAGGGUGGUUCCAGCUGCUUGUGUUAUUGGUGAAGCCAUUGAAAAUGAGGUUAGGAUAUAUAAUUUUUUGGAAAAAACAAGAAAGAAGAAGUUGGACGAAGAAGAUAAAGCGAAAGAAGGCGGCGAAGCUGAUCCUGAAGCCAUAAAGCAAGCACAUUUGAGGAAAAAAGUAACGAAUUUGAUGAAAAAGCAAAAGCUACGGCAAGUGAAGCACAUAGUAGAGGGACAAGAGGGUUUCAAGCCAUGGGGACAGGAUGCUCAAGCUAAGGUUGGGAGCCGUUUGAUUGAAUUGUUGGUUCGGUCAGCUUAUAUACAACCACCUAUCGAUCGAUUAGAUUAUGGUCCACCUGAUAUUCGACCAGCAUUUAAGCAUUUUGUCAAAGUCGGAAAGAAAGAUGCACAAGGAUCUAGUAGAAGGUAUGGAAUUAUUGAGUGUGACCCUCUGGUUCGCCAGGGAAUGGAAAGAACAGCAAGGCACAUGGUGAUUCCUUAUAUGCCCAUGUUGGUGCCACCAGAAAAUUGGAUCAGGUAUGACAAAGGGGCAUAUUUGUUUCUACCAUCUUAUGUGAUGCGCACACAUGGAUCAAGGCAGCAGCGUGAAGCAGUCAAGAAAACACCACAGAAGCAGCUUGAUUCAGUAUUUGAGGCCCUGAAUAUCCUUGGGAAUACAAAGUGGCGGGUGAACAAGGUGUUACUUGACGUAGUUGACCGUAUAUGGGCUAAAGGAGGCAAAGAUGCUGGUUUAGUUGAACGUGCCGAUGUGCCUCUACCAGAGAAACCGACAAUAGAAGAUGAAGAGGCACUCAAGAUCUGGAGACAGAAAUUGAAAGGCAUCAAGAAAGAGAACAGUGAAAGGUAUUCUCAACGGUGUGAUGUGGAACUCAAACUUGCUGUAGCCCACAAAAUGAAGGCCGAGGAUGGUUUCUACUAUCCACACAACCUUGAUUUCCGAGGACGGGCAUAUCCCAUGCACGCGUACUUAAACCAUCUUGGAUCAGAUUUAUGCCGGGGUAUCCUUGAAUUUGCGGAGGGACGCCCUCUUGGAAAUUCAGGUUUGCGGUGGUUGAAAAUACAUCUGGCCAAUUUGUAUGCUACUGGUGGUGUUGAUAAACUAUCUUAUGAGAGUCGAAUAGCUUUUACAGAGAGCAACUUGGAUAACAUAUUUGAUUCUGCAGACAGACCACUCGAGGGUAACCAGUGGUGGUUGAAGGCAGAGGAUCCAUUCCAAUGCUUGGCAGUUUGCAUCAAUCUGUCAGAAGCAUUGAGAAGCUCUUCACCAGAAGCUACUAUAUCACAUAUUCCUGUACACCAAGAUGGUUCAUGUAACGGCUUACAACACUAUGCUGCUCUCGGAAGAGAUAAAUUGGGAGCAGCUGCAGUAAAUUUAUUUGCUGGAGAAAAACCAUCAGAUGUUUACUCAGGCAUUGCCGAGAGAGUUCGUGAAAUUAUGCAGGAGGAUGCCCAGAAAGAUCCUGGUGCUUACCUGAACGCAUUGCAUGCCAAACUGUUAAUUGAAAAGGGGUUGGUGAACAGGAAAUUGGUGAAGCAGACUGUGAUGACAUCAGUGUAUGGUGUUACUUAUGUAGGUGCCCGUGAUCAGAUCAAUAGGAGGUUAAAGGAACAUGAUCCAGCCACUGAUAAUAAAGAGCAGUUUACUCUAGCUUGUUAUGCAGCAAAAGUCACCUUAACUGCCUUAGAGGAAAUGUUUGAAGCCGCACGUCGUAUCAUGAAGUGGCUUAGUGAUUGUGCAAAAGUGAUUGCCUCGGAAAACCAUCCAGUGGAAUGGAUCACUCCUCUUGGACUUCCUGUUGUCCAGCCGUACCGCAGACUGCGAAGGCAUAAUAUUAAAACUUCCCUUCAAGUUUUAACUUUACAACGGGAAACUGACAAUGUCAUGAUUCAGAAGCAGAGAACAGCUUUUCCACCGAAUUUCGUCCAUUCCCUUGAUGGGUCCCAUAUGAUGAUGACAGUACUUGCUUGCAAGAGAGCUGGGAUAAACUUUGCAGGAGUUCACGACUCAUAUUGGACGCAUGCAUGUGAUGUCGAUGAAAUGAACAGGAUACUCCGUGAAGAAUUUGUCGAACUCUAUGAGCAACCUAUACUAGAAAACUUACUGGCGAGUUUCCAGAAAUGUUUUCCUACAGUGGAAUUUCCUCCUUUACCAGAGCGCGGAGACUUGGAUUUAAAAGAAGUUCUAAAGUCACCAUUUUUCUUCAACUAAGAUGCAGUAGCCAAUGCAGUAUAGUUUGGAGUUGAUAUGUAAAAUUGGUGCUUGACAUAUUCUACUAUCUAUAUGGGGAUACAUUUAUGGGUCUUUACAAGUGGCCUGAAGAGAAUAUUCUCUUGUCCGCCUUAUGAGAUUAAAGUUUGAAGUGUCAAGGAAUGCAAGUUUAUGGACUCCAGAGAUUGAGUUGAGAAAUUUAGGGUUAUGCAUACAUCUGGCAUAGAGGCUAAUCUGCCACAAGACUUUAAAGAUAAGCUUGGUGGUGGAGUGGAAUUCCCAACAUUCUCAAACUUGUGACAACCAUAACCAUCUAAAUUGACAGAAGUACGCUCGGGUCCUAGUGAUCGAAUUGGUAACAUUUCAGCGCAGCUUGUUAGUUGGUAGUCUUGGAGUGGCGAUGGGGGAAUCUUUGAGCAAAUAUCAGAUGAAUGUUUGGAUCGCCUUGGAUUCGAAAUUGAGUCAAGGCCAUUUGGCUGAUUUGCGAUACUCUUGGGAGUUUAACAACCAUGUUAAGGAGGUGGCAGGCCAGGUCUGGGAGAUCUUGAGUGACAAUCCACUCGUUGAUUUCAUAACGUAGCAUCUAGCAACUCACUAAGAAGAAGUUCGAUAUAGCUUGCAAGUUGGAGUGUGAAGGUGGAGUAUGCCAGAUGUGAUAGCUUAAAAAAAAGUGUACAUGCCAGAUGUGAUGGCAGCAUUGUGACUGCAUGGUUGGUAUUGGAGCGGGGUUGCAAUUGAAAUUGGAUACUUAAUUUAGCUUGUUCAAGGAGAAAUUGGGUAUGGUAUGGUAAGUGAUGCUCUUUCGUACAAGUUUCCUUCUGCAUUUGCGCGGAUGAAUCAUUUGAGCGGAGGACCAUUAUUCAGAAUUAUGCUCGAGAUUGGCGUUAAAAUGAUCACAAGGGAUUGCUCACUAAACGUUGGACACCUUCCCAUCAACAUGCAGCUACUCUGACGCCGUCUAAGAUAAAAGUUAUAGAAAGGUAUUCUUUUGCUUUGCAUGGUGAUUGUAUCCAGUAAGAUAAAAGUUAUAGAAAGAAAAGUUGUUUCCAGUUCCCUGAUAGAGAUAUUAAGAGUACAUCAGUCUUUAUAGAAUUUGGAGUUUCCCAACACAGGCUAAACUAUUUAACAACAAGUUUGGGCUUAUGUGCCUCUUCUUCGUCUCCACUUUGACGAUAUCAGGACUUCAUCUUUCUCUGUUCAUAGCAUCUUCAUAGUAGCCAUGUUCUGAAAUAAGUGUCUUUGUUUGUGGUUUUAUAAUUUUUACCACCACUAUUUUGCAUUCCUAUUAACAUGACCACACCAAUUUUUUAUGCGAUUAACCGUCGAUACUUAGAAGACACGUAG
Papaver somniferum (opium poppy) is the source of this 4335-nucleotide messenger RNA. RefSeq names its product DNA-directed RNA polymerase 2, chloroplastic/mitochondrial-like. Gene Ontology annotation, molecular function: DNA-directed RNA polymerase activity; DNA binding. Gene Ontology annotation, cellular component: mitochondrial DNA-directed RNA polymerase complex. NCBI's taxonomy places the organism in Eukaryota, Viridiplantae, Streptophyta, Magnoliopsida, Ranunculales, Papaveraceae. The transcript is spliced from 5 exons. The record is from RefSeq and is a predicted model, not a curated record. The coding region runs from base 64 to 2991 and encodes 975 amino acids. Gene Ontology annotation, biological process: mitochondrial transcription.